Canariomyces notabilis is the source of this 726-nucleotide messenger RNA. RefSeq names its product manganese and iron superoxide dismutase. Gene Ontology annotation, cellular component: mitochondrion. Gene Ontology annotation, molecular function: superoxide dismutase activity; metal ion binding. The record is from RefSeq and is a predicted model, not a curated record. Bases 1 to 726 code for a protein of 241 amino acids. NCBI's taxonomy places the organism in Eukaryota, Fungi, Ascomycota, Sordariomycetes, Sordariales, Chaetomiaceae. The transcript is spliced from 2 exons. Gene Ontology annotation, biological process: superoxide metabolic process.
AUGGUCAACAUUAGCAGCCUUUGGCAGUAUCUUGCCCUCCAGUCGCCGCUGCAAUCCAUGUCGGGCGAGCAAUUCAACAUCACCAAGAUGGGUCUCACUACCUACUCGCUGCCGCAGCUGCCCUAUGCAUAUGAUGCACUCGAGCCGCACAUCUCGGCUCAGAUCAUGCAGCUGCACCACAGCAAGCACCACCAGGCAUACGUGACAAACCUAAACAAGGCGCUUGAGUCGCAUGUCGCUGCCGUUGCCGCGAACGACAUCGCCAGCCAGAUUGCCCUGCAGCAGGCCAUCAAAUUCAACGGCGGCGGGCACAUCAACCACUCUCUUUUCUGGAAGAAUCUCGCCCCGGCGGGCAGUGACGAAACCAGUCUAAGUGCUGCGAAAGACCUUGUUACGGCGAUUGAGUCGACAUGGGGCAGCUUUGACAACUUCAAAAAGACCUUCUCAGCAAUCCUGCUUAGCAUUCAGGGUAGCGGCUGGGGCUGGUUGGUGAGAGAAGGCGGCCAGCAAGGUGGCCUACGCAUCGUCACCACCAAGGACCAAGACCCCGUUGUCGGCGGGGACAUUGUCAUCUUUGGCGUCGACAUGUGGGAGCAUGCGUACUAUCUCCAGUAUCUGAAUGGCAAGGCUGCUUAUGUCGAAAACAUUUGGAAUGUUAUCAACUGGAAAACGGCCGGGGAGCGGUUCCUGGGCACGAGCAGCUCCGAUAAUAUGCCCGAGUUGUAG